AUGCUUUCAAGCAUUUAUUGUCCCCAUCUGAGCGCUCGAUCGUUUUCAUUGGCUCUGGAAAUCCUCUCCCCCUCCAAGAAAUCGGAAUCUGGUUGGACACUGGCCCUUGAUCAUAUCAAUGAGAAUCUUGCACGCCAACAGGUUCUUCUCAAUCAAUCGAAGGAGGCUCUCGAGUCCCUGUGGCAUCUGCUCUCACCGGGUAGUAGCCAGCUCGAACCGGUUCAGGCCCGUUUCUUGCAAGAAUUUCUGACAAUCUUUAAUCAGGUUAAAUCUUCUGGCGAUUCGAGUUCCGAGUGGCCGGAAUUAAGCCUGCCAGUUUUCGACAAGCAGCGCAUCAAAGUUAUGCUGGGAGCCCCAGUUCGGAAAAUUGAUGAAGAUAGCCCUAUUGAAGCGCGAGGAACGGCAUUUUCUGAUGAUGAGCAUGAUGAUGCGGAAGAUUUUCGUAUCUACACGACCCAACGGACAAUUCUUCCGAGUAAUUUUGUCUCCCAACUUCUUCCUACCAUGGUCUCACCAACUGACAUUCCUGCUUGGAUGGUGGCUAAAGACUCCCCAACACUAGAAAGAUUUCUUGACUAUUGGUGGAAGAAAUCUAAGUCUAUUCUCACCAUUUGGGGCAUUAAAAAGAAUUGUAACAUCUUCUCUAUGUUCUUUGCUGCCCAAUAUUCGGAAGAAGUCUAUGUUCGAUGUCGAUAUCGAGUGCCAUUGAAUCGAGAAUCUGAAGAAAUACAGCCUUAUUUUCAAAGACAGUUACGCAGUCCCUGGAGGAGUGCCAGUUCGGAUCGAGUGAAACGCCCAGGUGAGGACUUUGUUCGGUAUCUCUACUCCCGUCCAUCCUACCCCCUUCCGCGUCAGGCCAUUUUCCGUCGACUCAGGAGCCUAAUCUCCCUUCAAUCUGGCCACGAGUUGCCUGGAGGAAUGACUGAUUAUUGCUUGUUAACAUGGACAGGGACCGCAUCAACUCGACAGAAAUACCGAAAGCAACACCAAUGGCAUUGCGUCCCAAUUGGAGAACAAGUGACGGCUCAGAUUCCCCUGCACAAUACCUGGAAGGUGCCUCUGGUCUUAACAGACCUUCAUCUACUCUGGAAAGCAAAGUUCAAGCACGAUGGUUCAUCAGAAGGCGAAAUCGAAAUCACAAAUGAAAAUGUGAGCGGAGAGAAGCUACGAGAAGCUAAGACCUUUGUACAAACUUCUGUGAUCAAUGAAUUUUAUAUGCUACCUGGAGAUAAGAAAGUUGUCGAAUUGUCCCUUCAACCACGUAGAUAUGUGAAUGACCUUCAACUCACUGGAGUUGCAUUCAAACUUGAUAUCACAUCACCACGUCAAACAACUCUGUCGGAUCUCCCAUCGCCUAUUGCUCCAAACCUUCCAAACAUAACGGCCUCCCUAGAACUCCUCACAUUGACUCCUCAAUUAGAUGUUUCGGUGACGGCAUCAGACAGCAUUAGAGACCCCUUAACUUCGCUCAACAUCAAUGGUGAAAAUCUCCCUGGUUCUGGAGUUGAAUCUUCUUCAAGCGUCCAGGGAAAGGUUCAUUUUCUAAAGUCCGAGUCAACAGAUAAUAGAUUCCAUUGGUCUGUCGUUCAACCAAGAGGUCUUUUGAAGGUAUAUUUUGGCGGAUUUCCACAGAGCCUUUUCGAAGGUGAGGUCUACUCAAACACGCUGACGUUCACCAAUGCUGGGAGUUCAUCGUUGAGUAAUCUUCAGGUGGCUACGUCUUGGCCAAGUUUUUUUAUCCUCUCGAACACCAUCCCUUCAAUUGUGACCUCCCUAAAGUCAAAUGGACCGCUGGAAGCGAGAGAAUCGAGACUGGAACGGUUUUGGAUGAGAGGACCAACUGCUCUUACCCGGAAGAUUGGCCGAUUCGAAAGUGGAAAUGAUCCCUUGAUUACACAUACUUUGCCUGCUCCUACAAGACAACUUCAUAUGGUAUUUGGGUACAGCGCACUAAGUGAACCAACUAGUCUUCGGUUCCUGCAACACGAAGCUUCUGUCCAUCUCUUACCCUCACUGCAAUUCACUGCAACUUGUGCUCGAACCCAGGGCUCAGAUAUAGGAUCGUUAAUUAUAACUAUGCGGUGUAAAAACGUUUCACUGCAGCAUUCCUUCAGUGUGUUCCAACUAGCCUGCCUGGAUGAAAGCUGGAAUCUGAAGCUGAUAUCACCGAAGGACUUAGCUUCUUCACAGGAUGGUCUAUUGGUAAAACCUACGCAAGAAAUGACGCUGUGUAUCCUUGCGAAUCGUCUAAAAGUACCACCCGAGGCUUCCAAUUCUAACAACAUCGUUCUGGACGCAGCUUUUGCAAAAAUUAAUCCCAUGUCUCCUCCUUAUUCGCAGUUUUUCGAAAUGUCUGUACAUGCUGCUCAAAUUGCUGCCAUUAAGGUAAGCCAUUGGAUGGAAUCAAACAGUCUUAAAAGCAUCAUAAAAAGUGUUUUUGCUUGA
Rodentolepis nana is the source of this 2445-nucleotide messenger RNA. NCBI's taxonomy places the organism in Eukaryota, Metazoa, Platyhelminthes, Cestoda, Cyclophyllidea, Hymenolepididae. The record is from the annotation of a GenBank genome assembly.